Molecule: messenger RNA, 1038 nt
Organism: Suillus subaureus
Lineage: Eukaryota; Fungi; Basidiomycota; Agaricomycetes; Boletales; Suillaceae
Exons: 6
Coding region: 414-998 (194 amino acids)
Molecular function (GO): GTP binding
Source: RefSeq, a predicted model, not a curated record
UUUGUAGACGGUUUUCAUAUCUAAUAGACAAAUAGUACUAGUGACUUGUUCGGGUGCUUGGAAGGUGAACAGUUGUACUACGUAAUUGCCCUCGCGAACUGAGGAGGAUUGUGCGAUGUGUAGAGGACAAUUGGAGAGCGGCUUGCUUGUGGGCAAAUGGGAGGCCUACGUUGGGGUCUGUGCUCACUGGCAUCCAGUCGGCGCUAUGAGGUGCGUUGCAUUGAAGAGGACCAAAAAAAGUGAAUGAGGGUGUGCGAACAAUCUCCGCGCAUCAGUGCCUGGAGGAAGAAGUACAUGACUUAGCGUUCGGUUCCAAUUUUCAACAAACUCGUCGAUGGACAAAACAGAUCAGCCUGAACAACUUGAAGUUCAAGUUCAACAUCACCAAACCUCAGAGACACGCUUAUCGCCAGAUGAUGUCCCUUGAGAAGGUCGGUCCAAGAGGACGGGAGGAUUAUGACAGGGACCUGCGAGGAUGGAAGAUAGAGGCGCAGAAACUCGGCAACAGUAAACCUAGGACGAGGAAGAUGGCAUUUAUUGGAAGGACUGGAGCGGGAAAAAGCACAGCCAUGAAUGCGAUACUAGGCGCGCCUGUAUUAUCUACACGAGCUGACGUGACAUGCACAUCCGUUCAGACGGAAGUAUUCUACGAAGACUUACCUCCUUCAACUUGGAGAGCAAGCAUCAAAUUCGUUGGAAAAGAUGAAUGGAAAAAAACUCUAUCGAACAUGCUGGACGACUUGGAUGUAUAUGUACAACUUGGAGGUGGCACUUCGAACAUUGGGCAUGACAUUCACGAUGAUAGUGGGCCUGCGAUGGCUGCAUGGGGGACAUUGAAAGAGGAAAGUCCCAGUUCUUAUUUCGGUACAAUUACAUGGGUGCUGAAUCCUGGUGUGGCAUGUCGCUGCCGGUACCACAGGUGUAUCCUCACCUUCGCGCACUAUCAUUUCCGCCGCCCCGACAAGAUAUACGUGCACUUCUUGAGCAUGACCUCGUAGCAACUAAGCUCGGAACCGAAGUUCAGCAGAAUGGUGUAGG